UCAAGCUUUCCAAAGUUGUAGCAAGAAGAAGAAAAGAAGAAAAAGAGAACCUUGGCCUCUUGAAGCUUAGACCUGCUGACAUUUCCCAUACCAAGGAAUGGCUUCUGUUGUGGCAAAAGAAGAGGUUGAAUAUGAUUGUGAAGAGGUGAAGUUCAGCUAUGUGAUGAGACAGGUGAUGGGGCUCACAUGCUUGACCGGUGUGUGGCUCACAUAUCAUAACAUCACAAACAAAUAGAGAUACAUGGACAAAAAAACAAAAUCUUGUUCCGCCUUCCUUCUCAUAACAUAACAUAUAUCAUAACAUCACACCACAUUAAUUUGGAGUGUGCAAAGAAGAAAAUCUCACAAAUCACAAUUGAGAGGCAAAUGGACUUUGUUGGGAAACUUUGCAUUGGGGCUGUCUGUUCUUGCAUUCAGAGUCCUGUUGAGAGUGAGGGCAUGGGCCAUAUCUUUUGCACAAAAGAGAAACUUGAUAGUUUAGACAGCCCCAUGGAAGCUCUCAUGGCCAGGAAGAGGGACUUUGAGACCCAGCUUGAUAUUCCCUGCAGCUCAAGACAAAGACCAUCCUAUCAGCUUCAACUCUGCCUCGAAAAGGUUAGUGAAAAAGAUGAGGAGGUAAAGCAGUUGAAAGAUAAAUUUGGCAAACAGGGAUGCAUUUUUGGUACUUGUUAUCUAAAUUGUUAUUCAAGGUAUAGAACAAGUAGAGAUGCAAUGGUUUUAUUGAAUGAGAUAAAUGAGUUGAAAGAAGAACAAUUACAAGUCUCAUUUGUAGAGGAACAACCUCCUAUACCAGUCCCUGCUUCAUUAAAAGUAGUGGGAAGAGGAAUUGGUUCAAAUCUUGAUGUUACUCGCAGUUAUCUAGCAGAUGAAACAGUCGGAAUGGUGGGGAUAUGGGGCAUGGGGGGUGUCGGCAAGACCACACUAUUGAGAAAAAUCUACAACUCAUUGUUGGAUGAUGAAAACACAGGAUUCAAUUAUGUAAUAUUGGUUGUGGCUACAAAAGAUGUUCAGUUGGAAAAGCUUCGGGAAGAGAUAGCUACAAAAUUGCAAUUGAUCAGUUCAUCUAGCAAAGAAGGCAUAUCCAAUUUCUUGAAAACUAAAAAUUUUGUAUUGCUCUUGGAUGAUAUAUGGGUUGUAGUAGAUCUUGUGGAACUUGGGAUUCCUCAUCCUCAUAGUAACGACAACUCCACCAAACAAUACAAGCGGAAAGUGAUUUUCACUACUCGAUCUGAAGAAUUGUGCACUAAGAUGAGGGCUAAUGAGAAGAUUAAAGUUGAAUGCUUAGAGCCACAAGAAGCAUGGGAUCUUUUCAAAGAGAAUGUUAACUUAGAUGUUAUUGAGUCGGAUGUGAGGAUGAAGGAAAUAGCAAGACAAGUGAUGAAUGAAUGCAGAGGUUUGCCACUCACUCUUAUACUGAUUGGUAAAGCCAUGUCGAACAAAAAGAAUUUUGAAGAGUGGGACUAUGUACUCAGGUCUAUGAGGAAGUCCAAAACUAGUAUAAUUCAAGAUGUGGAGAAAUCAUUGUAUCCCACUCUAGAAAUAAGUUAUGACAAUCUCCCUAAUAAACUUUAUAAAGAUUGUUUUCUAUAUAUUUCUUUAUGGCCAAGAGGUGUCGGUAUCUCCAAUGAAGAUAUUAUAGACUUCUGGAUAGGACUUGGACUAAUCCAUGAAUUUGAUAAUCUGAGGGAAGCUUAUGGUCAUGGGCAGUAUAUCCUUCGUUUACUAGAGGCAGCAUGUUUGUUGGAGCCUUAUGAGAAAGCAUAUAUGGAGUUUCAAAAAGAUCUGAGGUUACAUGAUGUGAUUCGUGAUAUGGCUCUGUGGAUAGUGGCAAAAGUCUGA
Messenger RNA from Dioscorea cayenensis subsp. rotundata (Guinea yam), 1839 nucleotides. RefSeq names its product disease resistance protein UNI-like. NCBI's taxonomy places the organism in Eukaryota, Viridiplantae, Streptophyta, Magnoliopsida, Dioscoreales, Dioscoreaceae. The transcript is spliced from 2 exons. Gene Ontology annotation, molecular function: ATP hydrolysis activity; ADP binding. The coding region runs from base 367 to 1839 and encodes 490 amino acids. The record is from RefSeq and is a predicted model, not a curated record.